AUGGAUUCUCUCCAUAUCAGCUGUUUCACAAAACCAAACAAACGCACAGAAAGCCCAUUAGUCUUUCAUACACAUCUUGGAGCUACCGCUGCACGAAAAAGAUGUAACUCGACGGAUUUAUGUAAACAAGACUUCUGUCAUACGGUCUUCAUGGAGAGAUGUCAAACGGAGAAUGGACAUACUAUGUCUUCACUUGACUUCGAUGAAGAAGAUGAAGAAAUUGUGAACUUAUUAUCACAGAUGACUAUUAAUAAACAACAAAACCGCCGAAUCAGUCUAGAUGAAAGAUGUCACAACCCAGCACCUUCCUUUUCGUUGUUUACGUGUCACAAUGAAAAAAGAAAUUCGUUUAAUGUAAUGUGA
Molecule: messenger RNA, 363 nt
Organism: Entamoeba invadens IP1
Lineage: Eukaryota; Evosea; Mastigamoebida; Endamoebidae
Exons: 1
Coding region: 1-363 (120 amino acids)
Source: RefSeq, a predicted model, not a curated record